AUGGAGGGGCAUGCCCCCUUGCAGCCUCGGGGUGAUACCCACAAACCGCAACGGUGGAAGCCGGCCGGUAAACGUGCCAUAGAGGAAAGGGCUCGAAGGUGGAAGGCAUUCGUUCUCACACGAGGGCAUGUCCGAUGGCUACAAUAUAAGAAAGCGAGAAACUAUACUAGCAAGCUAGUAAACCAGGCGAAAAUGGUUUUCGAGGUGAAAAUCGCCAAAAGAGCGUGCCAGGAACCCAAGAGGUACUAUAGCUAUGUGCAACUCAAGACUGCACUAAGGCAAUCGGUAGGUACCUUGGAGAACCCCAAAGGUGGGCUGUCUGUCUCAUAUUAUGAAAAAUGUGAGACGCUCAAGGGGUAUUUUGAAACCGUUUAUAAAAUAGACGACGGGCGUGCGGUCCCACGAGAGUGCUUAGACACCCCUCCAAUGGGCGAUGUGGAAGUCUCAGCAAGUUGUGUUCUCACGGUUUUGGAGAACUUGAAUGUGAACAAGUCUGCCGGCAGCGACGGGCUACAUCCAGCCGUCAUCAGGCCACUGGCUCAAGUGCUCGCCUCCGCGAUAACCGCAUUCUAUCAGGAGUCCCUUAGGGCUGGGUACGGACGCGCCAAGGGAGACAGUUUGAAACGAAGAAAUCGGCUGUGGUCAAACGGUCGACAAGAAGUCGNCUGGAGCAAGAAUCUGGACGCUCGAUAG
Molecule: messenger RNA, 693 nt
Organism: Echinostoma caproni
Lineage: Eukaryota; Metazoa; Platyhelminthes; Trematoda; Plagiorchiida; Echinostomatidae
Source: the annotation of a GenBank genome assembly